AUGUCCAAGGAUCCCGCAGCACAAUACAAAAUCCGGAAGGAGGCCUUUGUGUCGAAUCUUUCCGGAAGCUCGCUGACCGAGAUCAACUUGGUCACCCUCGUCGCCGCUUCUGCAGUCUUUCUAUGGACGGCGCUGCAAGCCCGGCAUUCGUUCUUCACGCCGUACACGCCCAUCGCCCUGGUGGCCGAUUUCCUGCUUAAUGUCUGCGCCAUUUUAUUCGCCAUCACACUGUACUCGUCCGCGCCGCUCGCGUUGACUAUCUUCCUCAUCACGCCGGGGAUACUUCUCCUGUCUCUCGGCGCCGGGGCCGGUCGAGGGAACCCGUCCAAUGGACCGGCAACGAGGCCGAAGAGACCGACAGGAGGUCAGCCUGGGCCCCGAUCCGCCGCGAGUGUCGCCGCUCCCAGUCGGACGGCGUCUCAGACACCAACGCUUGUGGUCCGCCCAUUCCUCACGCACUAUCGCGGGUCCAUGCUCGUGGUGACCUGCCUUGCCAUCCUGGCCGUCGAUUUCCCCAUCUUCCCGCGCCGCUACGCCAAGGUGGAAACAUGGGGCACCUCGCUGAUGGACCUGGGCGUCGGAUCCUUUGUCUUUUCCGCCGGCGUGGUGUCUGCUCGGGCGAUCGUGCGCUCUGGUGACGACGCCUCGCACUCACCGUCUGGACUUGCGAGGAGGAAGAACAACAACAGCACCAACUUCGCCGCCCGCUUCGUCAAGGCCCUCCGCCAUUCCGUCCCGCUGUUCGUCCUCGGCUUGAUCCGGCUCUACAGCGUCAAGGGCCUCGACUACGCCGAACACGUCACCGAGUACGGCGUGCACUGGAAUUUCUUCUUCACCCUCGCCUUACUGCCGCCCUUUGUUGAGAUUUCCGACACGGCGACCCGCCGCGUGUUCAAGUCGUACGAGGUCUUCGCGCUCGUCUUGACCGUCACGUACGAGCUGGUCCUCAAUAACACCACGCUGCUCUCGUACAUCCUGAUCUCGCCCCGCGGGCCGGACCUUUUGUCCAAGAACCGCGAAGGCGUCUUCUCCUUUGUCGGCUACUUGGCCAUCUUCCUCUUUGGGCGGGGAGUCGGUGUGCCUCUUCACAUACCGGAGAUGGAUGUCGGGAUCGAAAAUACACGCCGCGAACGGAUCUCUAUCCUACGAAACCUCAUCGUCCGCGCCGUAGUCUACGCGACGCUCUACACCCUCUCGACCAACCUGCACACAUUCAACCUGUCCGUGUCCCGCCGUCUGGCCAACCUGCCGUACGUGCUCUGGGUCGUAGCAUUCAACACGGCCCAGCUCUUCCUAUUCGGCAAUCUCGUCGAGGCAGCGCGAACCCCACCCGUAACCGCAACGGCCGCGACCGCGACAAGCACCAUCCUCCGUGUCUUCAACGGGAACGGACUCGCCGCGUUCCUCAUCGCGAAUCUCUUGACCGGGCUCGUCAAUCUCAGCUUCAACACCCUAGACAUGUCCCCUGCGAAGGCCAUGGCUCUGCUGAUUGGUUAUGCGUUGGUCGUGACGGCCGUGGCGUUGGGGUUGGAUAUGUCUGGCGUGAAGAUCAAGUUGUGA
Messenger RNA from Cladophialophora carrionii CBS 160.54, 1560 nucleotides. RefSeq lists its product as uncharacterized. The record is from RefSeq and is a predicted model, not a curated record. Gene Ontology annotation, molecular function: glucosaminyl-phosphatidylinositol O-acyltransferase activity. The coding region runs from base 1 to 1560 and encodes 519 amino acids. The transcript has 4 exons. NCBI's taxonomy places the organism in Eukaryota, Fungi, Ascomycota, Eurotiomycetes, Chaetothyriales, Herpotrichiellaceae. Gene Ontology annotation, cellular component: endoplasmic reticulum; membrane. Gene Ontology annotation, biological process: GPI anchor biosynthetic process; protein localization to plasma membrane.